UGAUUGGUGGAGAGCAGCGUCAGUCUGCUGGAGGCGCAGGACGCACCCAUUACGCGCAUCACUCUGCAGGUUUCGGUGCUCACGCGCUCCGGGCGGCUCCGGAUCUUUGUUUGAGUUCAUAUAAAACCUCGACUCGGAAACUCCAGGGCGGUCAGUCUGUGAAGGAGAGGUCUCUGCGAUGGAGGGGAGGAUGUUCUGCUGGACUCUGCUGGUCCUGGGUCUGUCAGGUGUCGAUGCCCUCCAGGUGAACAUCCCUCAGGAACAAUAUGAGCACGCCCGAGGAGACAACAUCACGCUGCCCUGCAAGUACGAAACCAAGAAGAAAGGCGAGAUGGUCAUCAUCUCGUGGUCCGUGGAGGGGACACAGGCCAACGCCAAAGAGCUCCUGAUCCUCACGUAUUACUCUAUCGGUGCAAGGACCGACAUCAAGGCCAUCUAUGAAGGCCGGGUCUCUAUAGAUGUGAAUGUUGCACAAGGAAAGGCUGACCUGAAGCUGAAAAGCAUCACUCUGGCUGACAACAAGAUGUUUGAGUGUCGAGUCCAGAUCCCCGGAGACGACGAGGGCAAGCCGGCUGACACUGCACGUCUGGUGGUUCUCGUCGCUCCCUCCAAGCCCAUCUGUGAGAUCCAGGGACAGGCGGAGUACGGCAAGAACAUCAACCUGACCUGUAAGUCUGAGGAAGGCUCCCCAACACCCACCUACAAGUGGCAGAGUCAGGAUGUCAGCAGGACUCCUCGCAUGCCGGCUCCCAGAACCACCGACAAGGGAGGCAUCCUGUCUUUGUACAACAUCUCCAAAGAAUCAGGAUACUACACCUGCACCUCCAGCAACAAGAUCCGCUCCGCUACCUGCAACAUCACCCUCUCAGUCAUGCCACCCUCCAUGAACAUCGGCUCCACCGCAGGAAUCAUCGGAGCUGUCGUCGCCGCGUUGAUCGUGCUCAUCAUCAUCAUCUACUGCUGCUGCUGUCGCAAGAAGAAGAACAAAGAGGAGGACUACGCCAUGGGCGUCCGUGAGGAAGAGUACACGGACAAGGAGCCGGCUGGAAACGGCGAGAGUCGCCGAGCUGACGGCCAAGAGGACCCCAAAGGUUACCCGGACUCCAGCGUGAGGAGCCAAGACGGCUAUGAAGAACGGAGCGAGCGCAACUACGACAGCCGCAGGGAUUACGAUGACCGCCGCAGCGAUUACGAUGAUGGCCGCAGCGACUAUACAGACCGCCGUGACAGGAGCGGUGACCGCCAUGAGCGCUAUGAUGAUGAUCGCCGCUAUGAUGAUGAGCGCCGCUAUGAGGAUGAGCGCCACACCGACGACCGCCGCACCGACGACCGCAGAGAUCGCCAAUAUGAUGAUGACAGAGACCGUCGCUAUGAUGAUGAUGAAAGAGACCGCCGGUAUGAUGACCGCUAUGAUGAGCCCCACGAUGACAGACCACCGGUCCCGCCUAACAACAAACCGAGGAGGGACUACGAUGACUAAGACCGACGACCCGUCUCUCCACUGAUCUCACCUCCUCCCCGUCUCUUUGACCAUGUCACACGGCGCUCUCUGAAAUGCUGUUCUGAUGUCACUCAGGUCAGGUUUCUAAAACAAACAAGAUAUCUGGAAACACGUUAGCUCCUUCCAGAUAACAGCUGACACUUACAUUCAGCCGCCGCGGCAAGGAUUCCCUUUGCUGUCAGAUUGUGUCACAUCAGAUACUCCAUGUGUCCUAAUCUUAGCGUUUAGCCUCUCACUAGCUAAAGGUGAUCUUAGCUAAAAUGCUGCUGGAUGCUAACGUCAGCUGACGUUAAAGUGUUCCUUUCCGUCAAAGAGCGCUUCAAUGGUUCAUGUUUGAUCCUCUACGUUCAUGGGAUUCAUUAUCAGCAGCUGUAACUUUAGUUCUACUUCCCACCCUCACAAUUAAACAUGGCCGCCGUGUGAACAUGAUCAGUCGUCCAAUGACAGCCGUUUACCUGGAAACGAAAAGGUGUGACCUCAGCGGCUCAUUUUCUGCUUCCUUGUUGUGACAUAAUUAGCUUAAAGUGAAACCUACAGAAACACGAGGAGAGAGAGACGAGGUCUCUGUGAGGGAUCGGCCAAAGCAGGGCGGGGAUCCUGAAAUGUCCAUCUGACCCUUUGAAAACAUGACCGGGGAGGGCGGGGCGGGGGGCAGGGUCAACAGGUGAACAGGUUUAAACGCUGAUCAAUCGUUAUGUGUAAUUCACAAAUGACAAAGAUCAGGUCAGACCGACAUUUCAAAAUCCCCAGAUUAUGACUAACACCAUGUUUUGAAGACGUGCGUGUGUGUGCGUGUGCGUGUGCGUGUGCGUGUGUGUGUGUGUGUGUGUGUGUGUGUGUGUGUUUCUGCUGUUGGGUUUUGAUGGUGGUAGUUUGUGAUGUUAGCUUCGUGCUAACGAAAGGAGCUUCUUCUUUACAUUACGCUGCGUUAUUGUUGUUUCUAUGAGGACGGUCUACUUUAUAUUCUUUAUAGAAACGUAGACUUUAAUCUUCUCUUUGGGUUUUAAUCUUGUGUCAUAUCGCGUGUAUAAUACGACUUCUCCCCCUGAUAAUCGGGAACAUCUCCGUACAUCUCAGGGUUCGUUUUUUGCCAAAAAAAAAAAACCCAAGUAGAUUUUAUUCUUUAUUUUAACCUCUCUCAGUAUAUAUUCUGUUACAGCUUCAUAUGUUUUUAUAAUGUUUGUUUUAUACAGAAAAUGCAGAUAUGUUAUCCAAGCUGUUGUUGUGUUAACUAUCAUUCAGGUUUGUAAAAAAUGUUUUAAAGAAUCAUCUUCAGACGUUCAUUCUGUAUGUAAAAUAAAGCUGAUUAAAUUAAAACAUUAAACUGUG
Messenger RNA from Notolabrus celidotus (New Zealand spotty), 2830 nucleotides. RefSeq names its product glycoprotein A33 (transmembrane), paralog a (gene gpa33a). NCBI's taxonomy places the organism in Eukaryota, Metazoa, Chordata, Actinopteri, Labriformes, Labridae. The record is from RefSeq and is a predicted model, not a curated record. Gene Ontology annotation, cellular component: plasma membrane.